AUGUCGAUUAUUGAUCAAUGUUUUGAUAAUAAUGAAAAUUUUGCUUUUGAUCUUCUAAAACAGCCUGCUGUUGCAUUUAAUGAUAUUUAUCCAUUACAACUAGCACGGAAAAUUAAUUGUAAAUCAUUUCUUGCAUCAAAAUGUGUUCAAAAAUAUCUUGAUCAUCAAUGGUUUGGAUGUAUUAAUUAUAAAAGAACGGCUAUUAAUUUUCGAGUGUUUCUUUGUUCAUUAUUUUUUCCAUUAUUUCCAAUAUUUUGUAUCUUUUUACCUUACACACAAAAACUUUAA
This is a messenger RNA of Rotaria sordida, 288 nucleotides long. The record is from the annotation of a GenBank genome assembly. NCBI's taxonomy places the organism in Eukaryota, Metazoa, Rotifera, Eurotatoria, Philodinida, Philodinidae.